Messenger RNA from Dalotia coriaria, 1248 nucleotides. It is a transcript of the gene Ostgamma, whose product is annotated as oligosaccharide transferase gamma subunit. NCBI's taxonomy places the organism in Eukaryota, Metazoa, Arthropoda, Insecta, Coleoptera, Staphylinidae. Bases 115 to 1107 code for a protein of 330 amino acids. Gene Ontology annotation, cellular component: oligosaccharyltransferase complex. The transcript is spliced from 5 exons. The record is from RefSeq and is a predicted model, not a curated record.
CGUUUUUGAUAUUGUUUGACACAAGCCGGCUUGCGAGCUGUAGUGUUUGUAGUGGCCAGCGGUUUCCUAUGUAAACGUAAUCAAGAACAACGCUAAGAACGUAAGAAAUCCAAAAUGCAGAAAGCAAUCCUCUUCGGGCUACUUGUCGCCUCAACGAUACUUUUCUAUCAUGCGGAUGGACAAGCACGUAAAACACAGCAGGGCAUGACGAUGGCCGAGCGUGUACAACAACUCACGGAAAUGUCCAGUAAACGUGCUGUGCUGCGUUUCAAUGCAAAUAAAUUCAAGGACUAUGUUAAGACUGCACCCAGAAACUAUUCCAUUGUGGUGAUGUUCACAGCAAUGGCCCCACAGCGUCAAUGUGGUGUGUGUAAACAUGCCAAUGAUGAGUUUGGUAUUGUGGCCAAUUCAUUCAGAUAUUCACAAGCAUAUUCAAAUAAAUUGUUCUUUGCUGUUGUUGAUUUCGAUGAGGGUUCUGAUGUUUUCCAAAUGAUGAGAUUGAAUACUGCACCAGUAUUCAUCCAUUUCCCAGCCAAAGGUAAACCAAAGAAUGCAGACACCAUGGAUAUCCAAAGGAUUGGUUUCUCUGCCGAAUCAAUUGCCAAAUGGAUUGGAGAACGUACAGAUGUCCAGAUUCGUGUAUUCCGUCCACCAAACUAUUCUGGAACAUUAGCUCUGCUUUUCCUGUUCACAUUCUGCGCGAUUCUGCUGUAUUUGAAGCGCAACAACUUGGAGUUCCUCUACAACAAGAACAUGUGGGCGAUGGGCGCGUUAUUCAUUUGUUUCAUGAUGGUCUCAGGUCAAAUGUGGAAUCAUAUCCGAGGUCCGCCAUUUUUCCACAAGGGGCAAAACGGGCAGGUUUCUUACAUUUACGGAUCAUCGCAGGGGCAAUUUGUAUUGGAGACAUACAUUGUUAUGGUUUUAAAUGCCGCAAUUGUACUAGGUAUGAUUCUUCUCACUGAGUCAGCCAGCAAACGAGGCGAUCCCAAAAAGAAGAAGAUUUACGCCAUUGCAGGACUUGUCUUGGUUUCGGUAUUUUUCUCAUUGAUUCUGUCAGUCUUCAGGUCAAAAACACAGGGAUAUCCUUAUAGCUUUCUGUUCAAAUAACAACUUGGUUCACAUCGUUUUCUACAUAUGUGAGUGUGUGUAUGUCGUUGUCAACAUGCACGGGUGCAAUUAGAGUGUUUGUUAUGUGAGUCUACAAGAAAAACUGACUAUUUGUUAAUAAAAUCGAAACAAACCCAAAAA